UUUUUUUUGGUUGAAAUAUUUUUCCAGUCGAUUAUUUUUCAAUCAUCGGUUUUGUUUUGUUCUGGUCACACACACACAGAAAAUUCUUGGUCAAUUGUUUACACGUGGUCUUCAGUGAAUAUAAUCCAAAGAAAAUUUAAUUAAAAAUCUUCAAUUUUUUGUAAACAUUUUAAUCGAGAAAAAAAAAUUGGAAAUGGAAUUAGAUUGUCAAAAUGCUGCUCGUGGUGUUUGGCUAGUCAAAGUACCAAAAUAUAUUUCACAACGAUGGGCCAAACAAAAACCGAUGACCGAAAUUGGACGAUUAAACAUUACUCGAAAUACUUCGGGAAAAAUGGAAGUAUUGUUCAAUCUUUCUGAACAGGUAAUUCGUACUGAUCCAAAUGAAGAUUCGGUACCAUCAUCAUCAUCAUCGAUAAAAACAUCCACUAAUAAAUCAUCAUCAUCAACAACAACAACAACAUCGGUACCAACAACAACAAUAACAACUGUAUCGACAUCAUCAUCAUUAUCAACAAAAACAGAUAAACCGAUAACGACAACAAGUAUACCGGCUGAACAUAAAUUUGCUGUAUCAAAUAUUAAUCAUCAAACAUUGGCAAUAUUUUCACAAGAUGAAAAUAGUAAAUUAGCAUUGGAAGGACAAGUAGUACAAAAAGGUGAAUGUCGUCCAAUCGGUGAUGCACAUUAUAUGAAUUUGAAAAAAGAAACAAUACGUCGUGCAUCACAACCAACAAAAAUUGUACAAAAAUUAGAUCGUGCUAUUAAUAAUUUCAAACCAAUCAAUGUUCAUCGUAGUGAGCUUAACGAAGAUCAACGAAAAAAGAAUGAAGGUAAAAAAAUGCGUGAUGAUAAAGAAAUUGUACAGAAUACAUUGUUUGCUGCAUUCGAAAAACAUCAAUAUUAUAAUAUUAAAGAUUUGGAACGUCUAACUAAACAACCGGUUCCAUAUCUAAAAGAAAUACUCAAAGAAAUUUGUAAUUAUAAUGCAAAAAAUCCACAUAAAAAUAUGUGGGAAUUGAAACCACAAUUUCGUCAUUAUGGUAAAAAUAAUCAAUAAUCAUCAAUAUUUUUUCCGGAAUAUCCAUUUUAAUGAACAAUUUU
Messenger RNA from Dermatophagoides pteronyssinus (European house dust mite), 1101 nucleotides. RefSeq names its product general transcription factor IIF subunit 2-like. Gene Ontology annotation, biological process: transcription by RNA polymerase II; transcription initiation at RNA polymerase II promoter. The record is from RefSeq and is a predicted model, not a curated record. NCBI's taxonomy places the organism in Eukaryota, Metazoa, Arthropoda, Arachnida, Sarcoptiformes, Pyroglyphidae. Gene Ontology annotation, cellular component: transcription factor TFIIF complex.